Messenger RNA from Phoenix dactylifera (date palm), 2238 nucleotides. It is a transcript of the gene PAPS3, whose product is annotated as poly(A) polymerase 3. The record is from RefSeq and is a predicted model, not a curated record. Gene Ontology annotation, biological process: RNA 3'-end processing. Gene Ontology annotation, cellular component: nucleus. Lineage: Eukaryota; Viridiplantae; Streptophyta; Magnoliopsida; Arecales; Arecaceae. Gene Ontology annotation, molecular function: RNA binding; poly(A) RNA polymerase activity.
GAAUUCAAAUAACAGUGGCGUUUCCGUAAUUGGGCAUAGCCCUGGACCAGCUCGUGUGACCGUCGCCAGUAUAAACCCCCCGCCCUCGACUCGUCGUUCUCUCUUUCCUUUCCGGCUCUUAAACACCCCCACACAGUAUCCAGUUUCCUUUUCCCGCGAGCCUCCCCGUUCCAUUUCGGGUCUCCGACCGCCCCCUCCCGAUCGGCCGAUCCGACCGUCCGUCACCUCCCUUACCCUCCGGCGGUGUAUGGCAUAUGCUUACCGGACCCAGAGGAGGACCGUCGUGCCCGCGCCCGCUCCCCCUCUGAUCGACCCCGGAACCCUAAUCCUCCCCCCGCCACCUCCGCCCCUGCCGCCGCCUCCUCCCGUCAGAUUCUUCGCCGUGCCGGUCGCCGCUGCCCCUCCGUACCCUGUCUUGGUUCCUGCCGGUCCGGCGGUCGUCGCCUCGCCCGUGCGCCUGAAUCCUGCCGUCUUGAUCCAGAUGGACCAGCAAAGGACUCAAGCCCUCCUUCAGUUCAUGGAUAAGGAGGGGCUGGUGCCGACUCAGGAAGAGGAGAUGAAGAGGAGAGAUGUGAUCGAUCAGCUUAAGCAGAUAGUUUUGACAUGGAUAAAGAAGGUGGCUUGGCAACGUCGCCUCCACAAGGACGUCGUUGCCAGCACAAGUGCAACAAUUUUGGCAUAUGGUUCAUAUGGUCUGGGAGUUCAUGGAUGUGAAUCUGAUAUCGAUGCUUUAUGUGUUGGUCCUUAUUUUGCAACAAUGGAAGAGGACUUUUUCAUCGUUCUACAGAAUAUGCUCCAAAGCAGGCGAGAAGUGUCGGAAAUUCACUGCGUCAAGAGUGCCAAGGUUCCACUAAUGCGCUUUAAAUUCAAUGGGAUUUCAAUUGAUUUUCCAUAUGCCCAGCUUCAAGCAACCUCUGUCCCUCAAGAUGUGGAUAUUUUUGAUGAGUCCUUAGUGGUAGCUGAUGAAACCAGUUGGAGAAGUCUAUCUGGAGUGCGUGUCAAUACACGCAUCCUUCAACUAGUGCCAAAUUUGAAGAACUUCCAGUCGAUGUUGCGGUGCAUUAAAUUGUGGGCUAGAAGGCGUGGAGUUUAUUCUCAUUUACUUGGCUUCUUUGGAGGAAUUCAUUUGGCAGUCCUUGCAGCUUUUGUUUGUCAGAGGCAUCCGAAUGCCAGCUUGAAUGUUCUCAUAGCUAUUUUCUUUGACACAUUUUUGCACUGGACUUGGCCUAUGCCAGUGAUCUUGCAAGACCGAUCUAUACCAUUCAAGUCUCCUGAUUUACGCCUGCUCAUGCCUAUAAUGAUGCCUUGUUGGCCAUUUGAGUUUUGCAAUUCUAAUAUUACGAGAUCCACUUUUCGCAGAAUCAUGGAGGAGUUUCAGCGGGGAUUUAAUAUGACCAAGGAUGUGGGGAGGGUGAAUUUUGGCUGGAGUUGUCUCUUUGAAGCAUAUCCUUACACAAAAAAGUAUGAUCAUUUUGUUCGAAUUUUCCUUGCUGCUCCUGAUGGUGAUGAAUUAUGUGACUGGGUAGGAUGGGUGAAGUCGCGCUUCCGCAGUCUCCUUCUCAAGCUAGAGAUGGUACAAGGAUUCUGCGACCCGAACCCCACAGAAUAUGUGGAUCAUGAUGUGGCUGAGCCUAACAGAGUGUUCUACUGGGGCCUGUUACCUAAUGAGACUGUUUUUAUCGACGCUGACUCAGUUAAAGAGGAUUUCAUGAGAAGUGUCAACAAGGAUCUUGAUGGUGACAAGAGUACCCGCUGUAAACUGGAAUUGUCUAUUGUUGAGUCCAUGCAGCUUCCUAAAUGUGUACAGAUCGACUCUGGGGGCUCAAAGGGAUCAAAGACAUGCUGGAGAAUUUUGGAUUCCAACCAUAUGAGAAAACCAGUUUACUCGCAGCAUCUCCCACAAUAUUUUGUGGGUUAUGCGGCGUCUGAUAGAGGGUACCAGAGCUGCGGUUGGAUAGAUGACCAGUUAUAGUCACUGUUUUGGUGGUGGAUGCCUUGUCAUUUUUCGUGGGGUUGUGUUUGGUUUCAGAUGCAUUUGCGAGACAUCUCAGCUAUUCAUGUGGGUGGGAUCACCAGUUUUGGGGUGUAAAAGAGCGCACAUAUAAGGGGCAAUUGGUUUUUUCUUUUCACUGGUAUUAACCUGUGAAUGCUUAUGAUUUGUAAUGUUUAAAUUAAUAACGACGUACUUUUUUCACAGCCAAAGUAUGUCUUCUCUUUGAACCAGUAAUUUCAUGUUCA